Cricetulus griseus (Chinese hamster) is the source of this 537-nucleotide messenger RNA. The record is from RefSeq and is a predicted model, not a curated record. Lineage: Eukaryota; Metazoa; Chordata; Mammalia; Rodentia; Cricetidae.
UAUGGAAACCUUAGGAAGAAAAAAUCUCAUUUCCAGUUGAUUGCAAAGAAGCCAGCAUCCUCUGCAGUGAGGAACCUGGUAAAUUCCCCUGCACAAGGGGGCUUUUCACCUGCAGGAGAACCGAGUUUUGCAGAAAAGCCUUUUUCAGAAUCAUAUGGUGCUUUAGAAGCUCCUACAGAAAAACUUCUUGAAGAAAUGCCGGCUGCCCAAGAUAAUAGUGACGAAAACAUCCUCAAACCAACCAUCAUUGCACCUGAAGAAAUUGUAACAGAAACUAUAGCCCCUGAGAAUUCUGCUGUAGAGGCUAAUGAGCCUCCAACCUAUGUAAUUUCAACUAUUCAUAAAAUCAGAGAGCCACAUUUAGACUUCAUCGUGGGGUCUGAAUCACAUGACCGUUUCAAAGAAUACCCAUUGCUGUUGUCGCCGGGUGAACACUUUGAAUCUCAGCUAAACCAGCAGCUUCGGCCACUCAUCCCCAACAACAACGUGAGAAGGCUUAUUUCUCACGUUAUUAAGACUUUGAAGAUGGACUGCUCU